AUGUCGAGCUCCAGCAGAGCCCGCAUGAAAUCAUCGCCUGUCGAUGCUGCUGCAGAUUUCCUGGACUGCCACGCAUCCUCGAUGAGCAAGCAACAAGAGCCUUCCGGCAGCCCUGCCUUCUACCGGCCCGUCGGGAGCUGCCUUCCCGUGCCAUCGAGUGAGUGCCGAGAGAGAAAGUGGUGCAAAGUGGAGCAUCCAAGAUGUGGGAGCGACGGGAGCAGCAGCACGAAGAAGCGCCGCGCCCUUGGGGUUCGUUCGCGACAAUUAUCUGCCCACGCUAUGAUGGCUCGUAAGUGCUCAUUCGCGUUGCUCAUUGCAACACACUGCUCAGGAGAGCGUUGAAGCGCACUGAGCCCUUCGACUCUCGAGAGAUGAAGAGUCGAGUGCAUGGUGUGGAUUGAUUGACAUCAGCCAAGAUGUAUUGCAGGCGCGGUACAUAGUCCCAGGUCGAUUGGCUGCAUCCCCGCUGGUCAAGCUCCGACCGUGGUUAGUUCACCGCAUUCGGUCGCAAGAGACAGGUCUGAGGCUGCCACAAAGCAAACAUCUGUCUCACGACUUGGAUCAACAAACCCGGUGUGAUGAGCGGGACCGAGCUGAGCUGCCCUUUGCAAGACGUUGUGGAGCACUUGCUCGGCAAUGCCGCGUGUAGCGCGCCAUGCUCUCUGCACACUGUCACAGACUCACGAGUAUAAGUAGCCGCCCGGCGACUGUUUUACCCUAUGAUUUCCGCAUGUUGAGCAUUGACGAGUCACCACAACACCUGGCAGCGCUAUCAUCACCUCUGACCACCACAUUUCUCCCUACAACUCGCAACCGUCCAGCCAGCGUCACCAUGAAUUCCGCAGCUGCGAUCGGCGUGGCUGUUGCCAUUGUCGUCGUCAUUGGCGGUGUUCUCACAACCGUCAUCGUCUACAUUCGAAGACGUAGAUCAGGCAAUGGGCACAAGGCCUCGGCUUCUUUCGCGUGUGAGUAUUGUCGCUUGCUUGCUGAGUCUUUGUAUUCUGCCUUUUGUUCGCAGGAGCAAAUGCUUACGAUUCCACGCUUUGUACGCUCCACAGCCCGGCCACAAUCUCGCUCGUCGACGCUUGCAUCCGAGUGGAGCAAGUCGGGACGCUCGCCCACCAACUCAAUGUACGACGUGGAGAAGCUGAGCUACGCUCAGCCCAUCUCGGUGCCAGCGCCCGUCUACACAGCAGGCCCAGCGGUGCUGCCAAGCCACGCGAGCACGGACUCGAAGCGCGGGAGAAGCAUCAGCGGCGCAGGUCACGCCUUGCGACGCACAGUCUCCAACUCGACGUUGAAUCGCACCCUGAGGACGCGAUCAUUCCACACCGGCAGGGACGAGCUACCCAUCACGUCUUCAGACGCUGGACACGGUGCGGCUAGAGACUCGUUGGACGUGGAGAGUCUCGCAGGCGAUGAUGCUUCUUCCAUCGUCGAUGGACCAGCGCACGCCGCCGAUUACUCAAGACACCGCAGGCCGUCGAUCACCCGCAAGGCGGUGCCGAAAGCCCUCGAUGGCAUCGUGAAGGAUCGCAGCGAGGACUUCAACGAUUUCCUCGGGGGUCUGGACUAUGCGGACAUCGACGACCCCGAGGAAAGAGUCAUGAGCCCAGAGCUCGAAAUGGCAAAAUUAGCUCUGCAAGAUCUCGAGAUCAGAGCAAAUGCAGGUUCUGCGAGAGACAAGCCUUUGACGUUCCCAAAGUCAGAACUUCGCUCAGGAGCAUCUAGCGCACGAAUUCCGGCUCCUUUCCGCUGA
Ceraceosorus bombacis is the source of this 1759-nucleotide messenger RNA. NCBI's taxonomy places the organism in Eukaryota, Fungi, Basidiomycota, Exobasidiomycetes, Ceraceosorales, Ceraceosoraceae. The record is from the annotation of a GenBank genome assembly.